Phymastichus coffea is the source of this 1640-nucleotide messenger RNA. RefSeq names its product solute carrier family 25 member 3 (gene Mpcp1). The transcript has 6 exons. NCBI's taxonomy places the organism in Eukaryota, Metazoa, Arthropoda, Insecta, Hymenoptera, Eulophidae. Gene Ontology annotation, biological process: mitochondrial phosphate ion transmembrane transport. Bases 216 to 1271 code for a protein of 351 amino acids. Gene Ontology annotation, molecular function: phosphate transmembrane transporter activity. The record is from RefSeq and is a predicted model, not a curated record. Gene Ontology annotation, cellular component: mitochondrial inner membrane.
GAGAGAGAGCGAGAGCGAGAAAGAGAGGGAGAGAGAAAGAGAAGAAGUGAGAGAGGGGAGAAGAGAGCGAGAGAGAGAGAACUAUACAAUUUGACGUUCAAGUCGCGAUCUACGAGCACACAUCAGUCCACUCUCAUUUCACCCUCCACGAUCGAUUCUGAAAGCUGCCGCUUCCCCUGGUAGUGGUAGACGAGUUGGGAAAGCCGGAAGACAAAAUGUCCUCACUCAUGGAAGCAUCGAAGAACAGCCCGUUCGCUAAACCGACGACAGUGCACCAUGAGGGGCAAUCCAGGGCGCAGUCACUUGUCGAAGGCCGAACCAUUUCCGCGGCUGCCGCACUGCCAGGCGACAGUUGUGAGUUUGGUUCCAACCACUAUUUCGUACUAUGUGGUAUUGGUGGUAUUUUGUCUUGUGGCAUUACCCACACAAUGGUUACCCCCCUUGACUUAGUCAAAUGCCGUCUUCAAGUAGAUUCUGCUAAAUACAAAUCAGUGGUGAAUGGAUUCCGUGUAACCUUAGCUGAAGAUGGUACCAGAGGCUUGGUAAGGGGCUGGGCUCCUACAUUCUUUGGAUAUUCCAUUCAAGGAAUGUUUAAAUUUGGACUCUAUGAAGUCUUCAAGGUUCUAUAUGGAAAUAUGAUUGGAGAAGAGAUGUCAUACGAAUACAGAACAAGUCUAUAUUUGGUAUCUUCAGCUUCAGCAGAGUUCUUUGCAGACAUUGGUUUAGCUCCGUUUGAAGCAUCUAAGGUGAAAAUUCAAACCACACCUGGAUUUGCCAACACAUUAAGAGAAGCAAUGCCAAAAAUUAUGCAAGAAGAAGGAAUGAGUGGAUUCUACAAGGGGCUGGUACCUUUGUGGCUUCGUCAAAUUCCAUACACUAUGAUGAAAUUUGCUUGUUUUGAGCGUACUCUUGAACUUUUAUACCAACAUGUUGUACCUAAACCUCGGUCAGAAUGUACCAAAGGAGAACAAUUACUUGUAACCUUUGCUGCUGGUUACAUUGCUGGAGUUUUCUGUGCUAUCGUGUCACAUCCUGCUGAUUCGGUGGUAUCUGUGCUCAACAAAGAAAAAGGAACAUCUGCUGGCGAAGUCCUGAAGAGAAUGGGCUUUGUUGGUGUCUGGAAGGGUUUAGUACCUAGAAUUGUAAUGAUUGGUACGCUUACGGCUGCACAGUGGUUCAUUUAUGAUGCUGUUAAAGUGUACUUGCGUAUGCCACGCCCUCCUCCACCAGAAAUGCCAGAAUCUCUCAAGAAGAAGUAUGGACUUGCUUAAAUCUUAAUAUUUGAAAAAUGGAUCAUCCAAUGGAAUAGAGAAGAAAUUAGGCCAAGUCAACUGCCUUCCUCAAAAACAAAUAUUUUAAAAAAUAUUAAAAUUUAAUUAUAAUAUCAAUUUCAAAACAUAAAACUGUUCAUUCAUUAAUUAAUAAUUAAUUUAUUAAUUAAUGUUAAUUGAUUUUCAUUCUUAUGACGUACAGGAAGGUAAUUAUUGAUGCUGUAAUGGUUGUCCAUCAUUAGCAUAUUCAUGGUACUAGCAAGAUUGAGUUAGUACUCCCUUGUGGCAAUAUUGCAUAUUGCCAUAAUGUAAAUAGGACGAUCACUAAAAUAAAUAAUCAAAUUACACCACUGUUCAAAUAGUCAUGUU